This is a messenger RNA of Hemiscyllium ocellatum (epaulette shark), 5965 nucleotides long. RefSeq names its product phosphodiesterase 12 (gene pde12). The record is from RefSeq and is a predicted model, not a curated record. The transcript is spliced from 3 exons. Gene Ontology annotation, cellular component: mitochondrion. The coding region runs from base 216 to 1973 and encodes 585 amino acids. NCBI's taxonomy places the organism in Eukaryota, Metazoa, Chordata, Chondrichthyes, Orectolobiformes, Hemiscylliidae. Gene Ontology annotation, molecular function: 3'-5'-RNA exonuclease activity. Gene Ontology annotation, biological process: nuclear-transcribed mRNA catabolic process, deadenylation-dependent decay.
CCAGCAUCUGCAGACCUCAUUUUUUACUCGUACAUACACAAGACCAAAUAGUUCCUGAACAAUUUUUGAAAUAAAUUAAACAAUAAUCCUCCUGCCGGCGGCGCCCACCCAGUUUUUGUAAUUUCGCUCCACAGGAUGUAUUUAGUGUUUUAAUGUAUUUCUAAUCGGAAACUGAUAUCUUUCCUGUUGGGGAUCCCACGGCAGAGCCGGGCCCCAUGUGCGGCCUGGUCGGUGCCGCCGUCCGCUUUCUGCCCUCAGCCGGUUUGCAGCGGCUCGCUGCCCGCUUCUCCUCGAGCCGGAGCCGGAGGCCGAGCGCGGGCUCGGCGGCCAUGCAGACCGCUGUUGUCCGCUGUGUCCCCACCGAGACCAAGUUGACCAUCUCGCUGCGGCUGGGGCCCGAGGGAGGGAGCCAGCGGCAUCUGCAGCGGGAGCAGAGCGAGAGCCUGCAGACUGCGCUCGGCCGCAUCGCCCACAACCUGGUCAAAGCUCAGGCCAAGAAAACCAAGAGAGGCCGCAAGGAGGCGGCCUCGGCCCAGGCCCCGGCUCAGGCCUCGGCCCCUCCUGUGACCCUGUACCAGGGAGAACAACCGGUUCCCGGGGACACGAGUAACGCCGAGGCCUGGCAGGAUGGAGCUAUCUUACAGGUGGGCGAGUCCAGGUACCGAGUGGAGAGAAACCCGCCCAGUCUGACCCAGCUGCGGUUACCCACCUCCAUCCUGGCCGGCUUCCCGGUCUGCCCCAAGGUGGAGGUGGAGUUCGGCGAGGCCUCGCACUCGUUGUUCGAGUGGUGGCUGAAGGAGGCGAGCGGCAGCUGGGAACCAGCGGCUAACGGCCGGGUCUUCACCCCGACCAACGGCCACAUCGGCCUGAAGCUCAGGCUGAGAUGUCACCCGGGCGACGGGCGGCGUUUCGGGGCGCCGGUGGAGCUGGAAAGUGACGGCGUGGUGGAGGCCGGCCCCGGGGCUUGCACCUUCGACAGCCGCCAGUGGCUCACCCGCCGGGCCCCGGAGGAACCGCUGCUCCGCGUGGUUUCCUACAACAUCCUGGCCGACGUGUACGCUCAGACCGAGCUCUCCAGGAACACCCUGUACCCUUACUGCCCCCCCUAUGCACUCGAGCCCGAUUACAGGCAGAACCUCAUCAAAAAAGAGCUCAGUGGCUACAACGCCGACAUCAUCUGUCUCCAGGAGGUGGAUAAGAGUGUUUUUACCAACAGCUUGUCCCCGGCCCUUGAUGCUUUCGGCUUUCAAGGAGCAUUUCGCAUCAAAGAGAAGCAGCACGAAGGCCUAGCAACUUUCUUCAGAGCCUCCAAGUACCGGCUGCUAAGUCAGCAUGAUGUCACCUUGAGCGAGGCUUUAGUUUCGGACCCUUUACACACCGAGAUUUUGGAAAAGAUUUCUACGAACCCUCAAGUUAAAGAAAAAGUCUUGCAAAGAUCAACCACUCUCCAGGUUUGUGUACUUGAGUCUCUUGAAGAUUCAUCAAAGAAGUUGUGUAUUGGUAAUACUCAUCUUUACUGGCACCCCAAAGGAGGCCACAUUCGCCUUAUCCAGAUAGCGAUUGCCUUUCGUCACCUUCAACAUGUUACAGCAGCAAUGCACCCUGGUACACCAGUAAUAUUUUGUGGUGAUUUCAACAGCACCCCAGACACGGGCUUGUAUGAAUUUGUCACCAAGGGACAUAUUUCUGCUGAUCAUCCAGACUGGACUUCAAAUGGCGAGGAAGAACGUUGCAGCAUGUCACUUAUGCACUUCUUUAAAUUAAAAAGUGCUUGUGGAGAGCCUGCUUACACAAAUUAUGUGGGUGGCUUCCAGGGUUGUCUGGACUACAUUUUUGUAGAUAUGAAUAUGUUUGAAGUUUUUCAGGUUAUUCCUUUUCCAAGUCACGAGGAAAUCAUCUGCCAUUUGGCUCUGCCAAGUGUUUCACACCCAUCAGAUCAUAUUGCACUUAUCUGUGAUCUAAAGUGCAAAUAAAUUAUGACAAAUUGUGGGCCUACUGCAACUUUAGCUACUAAUAAGGCUGGUCCAUUGUAUGAGGUUAUACAUAUUCAUAACUGUUAACUUUGAGAAGUUGUCAGUAUCUAUAAAGGGGAUAAUGGUUGGUAAUAUUUUGGGCAGUGAACUUUAAGAUGCCUGAAGCUAACAAAAAUUAAUCCUGUAUUUUGGUAGGUGUCUUUUUCUUUGCAUUAAAGACCACUUAUCGUAAAUGUAGUCAAUAGAAUGGAUAUUAUAAACUAAAAGUCAAAACCAGAAUGGGGCAUCUACUGGAUUUAUGUAUUAAUGGAAAUGUUCACAUUUUACUGAAAUUUAAGUAAAAUAUUGCAUUGCAUUGAAGGCUGUAUUCUUAAGUGGAAUCUUGACAUCUCCGUGCAUGUACGAUGUUGGUGCCAGUCUUCAUGCUAUUCUGCGCAUGCACACGUGUUCACAUUGAAACCUCUGCACAUAUGCAGAAUUGCACAAUGCCAGCUGAUGACAGCAGCUUUCUUACAUUUUUUAAGUGUACUGUGUUAAUAAGUAUGAUCGCAGCCUUCAUUCAGGCUGUGGUGUAUUUUGCAUUAGACCAUUGGGUGAUUUUUGAGUGAUUGUGAAUGUUUUUAUUUGCUGGUCUACCCCAACGCCAUUUUCUUUUCCAUAGGCCCCAUUUGUGCUGGAACACAACUAUGGCACUGUAGAACUAUCUGUAUUGUUCAAAAGGCAAUAUUAUUCAGAGCUGUCAAGGUUAUUUGAGCAAAAUUCAAAAUUCAAAUUUUUGGAGAUAAGUCUCUUGAUUAAAUUUAAAAUAUAAGUCACAGCUAUUAAUUUAACCUGGGGCAGUGUUUGUAGAGGAAUAAGAGAGUGUUAUUUUCAGGGUCUGUAGAUUAUGAAGGAGCAACAAUGGCCUGUUCAGUGAUAUGUACUUCUUGUCAGAUGUGGGAUUUUAAAGAGAGUUUAAGGGUUACUGCGGAUUAUAUCUGCCAUAAAUGCUGUUGGAUAUAAAUCUUAUCAGAUCGAGUGGAUCGGCUGGAGAGACAGAGAGGAAUUUGCAACAGCAACAGUAUGUGAUGGAUGGCAACUAUAGGAAGGGGGGAAAAAAAUCUCCGAUACAUUCACAUAGAUGGGUUAACUCCAGGAAGGGUAAGAGAGGUAGGUAGUUAGUGCAGGAGUCUUUUGUGGAUAUACUCAUUUCAAAACAGCUGUUUUGGAAAAUGUAGGGGGUUAAGGAUUCUCAGGGGAACGUAGCACGAACAGCCAAGUUUCUGGUGUUGAGACUGGCUCUAAUGCAACGAGGGGUAUGUCAGCUUUCAGGAGAUCAAUUGUGUUAGGGGUCCUGUAGUCAGAGGUACAGACAGGUGUUUCUGUGGCCAGGAAAGAGAUCGAUCUGAGAUUGGAACAGCUGAGAACAAGUGAGUCGGGCAGACAGGCAGGAAAAUGGUAGGACUAACAAAUUGAACUGCAUUUAUUUCAAUGCAAGGGGCCGAACAGGGAAGGCAGAUGAACUCAGGGCAUGGUUUGGAACAUGGGACUGGGAUAUCAUAGCAAUUAUGGAAACAUGGCUCAGGGAUAGGCAGGAUUAGCAGCUUAAAUGUUCCAGGAUACAAAUGUUCCAGGAAGGAUAGAAAGGGAGGCAAGAGAGGAGGGGGAGUGGCAUUUUUGAUAAGGGACAGCAUUACAGCUGUGCUGAAGGAGGAUAUUCCUGGAAAUACAUCCGGGUAGAUCUGAGAAAUAAGAAAGGGAUGAUCACCUUAUUGGGAUUGUAUUAUAGACCCCCCCCCGCCCCUCAAUAGUCAGAGGGAAAUUGAGAAACAAACUUGUAAGGAGAUCUCAGCUAUUCGUAAGAAUAACAGGGUAGUUAUGGUAAGGGAUAACUACCAUAUUUGACUGGGACUGCAAUAGUGUUAAAUGUUUAGAGGAAGAGGAAUUAAUUGUGUACAAGACAAUUUCCUGAUUCAGUAUGUGGAUGUACCUACUAGUGAGAUAGCGUUGGCAAAUAGAAUUGAGGAGAAUUCAAAGGGUUUUUACAAAUAUAUUAAGGACAAAUGGGUAACUAGGGAGAGAAUAGGGCCCCUCAAGAUCAGCAAGGUGGCCUUUGUGUGGAACCAUAGAAAAUGGGUAAGAUACUAAAUGAAUAUUUUGCAUCAGUAUUUACUGUGGAAAAGGAUAUGGAAGAUAUAGACUGUAGGGAAAUAGAUGGUGACAUCUUGCAAAAUGUCCAGAUUACAGGAGGAAGUGCUGGAUGCCUUGAAACGGUUAAAGGUGGAUAAAUCCCCAGGACCUGAUCAGGUGUACCCGAGAACUCUGUGGGAAGCUGGAGAAGUGAUUGCUGGGCCUCUUACUGAGAUAUUUGUGUUGUUAUCGAUAGUCACAGAUGAGGUCCUGGAAGACUGGAGGUUGGCAAAUGUGGUGCCACUGUUUAAGAAGGGCGGUAAGGACAAGCUAGGGAACUACAGAGCAGUGAGCCUCACCUUGGUGGUGGGAAAGUUGUUGGAGGGAAUCCUGAGGGACAGGAUGUACACUUAUUUGGAAAGGCAAGGACUGAUUUGGGAUAGUCAACAUGGCUUUGUGUGUGGGAAAUCUUGUCUCACAAUCUUGACCGAGUUUUUUUGAAGAAGUAACAAAGAGGAUUGAUGAGAGCAGGGCAGAAGAUGUGAUCUGUAUGGACUUCAGCAAGGCGUUCGAUAAGGUUCCCCAUGGGAGACUGAUUAGCAAGGUUAAAAUUCAUGGAAUACAGGGAGAACUAGCCAUUUGGAUACAGAAGUGGCUCAAAGGUAGAAAACAGAGGGUGGUGGUGGAGGAGGAUUGUUUUUCAGACUGGAGGCCUGUGACCAGUGGAGUGCCACAAGGAUCGGUGCUGAGCCCUCUACUUUUUGUCAUUUACAUAAAUGAUUUGGAUGCGAGCAUAAGAGGUACAGUUAGUAAGUUUGCAGAUGACACCAAAAUUGGAGGUGUAGUGGACAGCAAAGAUUACAACAGGAUCUGGACCAGAUGGGCCAAUAGGCUGAGAAGUGGCAGAUGAAGUUUAAUUCGGAUAAAUGCGAGGUGCUGCAUUUUAGGAAAGCAAAUUUUAGCAGGACUUAUAUACUUUAAUGGUAAGAUCCUAGGGAGUGUUGUUGAACAGAGACCUUGGAGUGCAGGUUCAUAGCUCCUUGAAAGUGGAGUUGCAGGUAGAUAGGAUAGUGAAGGUAGUGUUUGGUAUGCUUUCCUUUAUUGGUCAGAGUAUUGAGUACAGGAGUUGGGAGGUCAUGUUGUGGCUGUACAGGACAUUGGUUAGGCCAAUAAUGGAAUAUUGCAUGCAAUUCUGGUCUCCUUCCUGUCAGAAAGAUGUUGUGAAACUUGAAAGGGUUCAGAAAAGAUUUACAGGGAUGUUGCCAGGAUUGGAGGAUCUGAGCUACAGGCUGGGGCUGUUUUCCCUGGAGGCUGAGGGGUAACCUUAGAGGUUUACAAAAUUAUGAGGGGCAUAGAUAGGAUAAAUAGACAAAGAGCAGAAAUUAGGCUAUUAAAUCAUUACAGGUAGUUCUGGGAAAAUGCCCAUCAAGUCUGUUCCACCAUUCAAUAACAGCUGAUAAAUUUCUCAACCCCAUUCUCCUGCUUGCUCCCUGUAACCCUUGACAAUCAAGAACUUCUCUAUCUCCAUCUUAAAUGUAUUAAUGGCCUGGCCUCCACAGUCUUCUAUGGCAGUGAAUUCCAGAGUCACCACUCUGGCUGAAGAAGUUUCUCCUUAUCUCUGUUCUAAAAAGGUCUUCCCUUUACUUGAAGGCUGUGCCCUCCGGUCCAAUCCUCUCCUACCAAUGGAAACAUUUUCCCAACAUCCACUCUGUCCAGGUAUUUCAGUACCCUGUAAGUUUCAAUUAGAUUCCUCCGACCUCCCUUCCCAGUGAACUAGGGAACAUGAAUGCAAACUUAAUACUGCAUUUAGAAAAGUGCAAAUGUAAAGCUCAAUUAAAUCAAUUACCUCAAUUGUGAAAAAUGGUAAAUAAAUUUAAGAAAAA